This is a messenger RNA of Asparagus officinalis (garden asparagus), 564 nucleotides long. Its product is annotated as non-specific lipid-transfer protein-like protein At2g13820. The record is from RefSeq and is a predicted model, not a curated record. NCBI's taxonomy places the organism in Eukaryota, Viridiplantae, Streptophyta, Magnoliopsida, Asparagales, Asparagaceae. The transcript is spliced from 2 exons. Bases 51 to 482 code for a protein of 143 amino acids.
UACCAAGCCAUGACCUCUUGACGUACAAUAGUCAUCUCCAUCCACUGAAAAUGGCUACAAAGGUCUCAUGCUUCCUCUUUCUCUUGUCAACAUGCUUCACCAUCACGGCCAUCGCCGUCGCUUCUCCUCCGUCGUCGUCGUCGCCGCCUUCUCCGAGUUGCUCUGACAAGAUAAUGAGCAUGAUGGAUUGCUUGGAUUACAUACAAGAAGGGAGCAAUGCGAGCUCGCCCGCGGCCAAGUGCUGUGACGAGCUCAAAUCAGUCGUGAGCACGAGCCCGGGUUGUUUGUGUGAAGGGUUUAGGAUGGCGUCGGAUUUAGGGAUCAAGAUUGAUAUGGCCCGUGCGCUGAAGAUGCCUCUGGCCUGCUCCGUGCCUCUCCCUCCUGGUGUUGGUGACUGCACUGUUACUCCUGCCCCUGGCCCUGCUCCGGUUCCCGGUGGUGAGUGUUCCGCUAUUUCUAUGUCAUGCCAAUCUGUAGCUUAAUCAGAUGCUACUUUUACUACAUUUAGUCUUCUCUAAUUUGAUUAUUAUAAAAGGCACCAGUUUCCUUUGAUUAUUAAUUUAU